Messenger RNA from Penicillium canariense, 864 nucleotides. RefSeq lists its product as uncharacterized. Gene Ontology annotation, molecular function: oxidoreductase activity. The transcript is spliced from 2 exons. Lineage: Eukaryota; Fungi; Ascomycota; Eurotiomycetes; Eurotiales; Aspergillaceae. The coding region runs from base 1 to 864 and encodes 287 amino acids. The record is from RefSeq and is a predicted model, not a curated record.
AUGAAGGUGGCCAAGCUCCAGCUUAAAGUUCUCGCCGUGGGAGUCUCACAGCAGGUCAGGAACAGAGCAGAUGCCAAACACCCUGUUACCCGCCACGAGAAGCUUCCAGUUGAUCCGAGCAUCGACGGGGUCGUACUCGACGAAUCCACCGGUGACCUGUACUAUGUCCUUCCCAGAGGACCUCGCCUCUUUGCGGAGCGAGUAAACAUCAAGCGAAACCUCCUCAUGAAACUUCCCCCAGGAACCGACCCUGUCAAAGUGGCCGGCCUCUCGGGCAGCUGGCUCACCAGCUGGGCGAUGCUCAAGGACUGCAGCCGCCGCAAAGUUGUGAUUCUGGGCGCAACAACAUGCGCGGGACGUGCAUCGGCACAGAUCGCCCGUUGGCUUGCGGCCUCGGCCAUCAUCGGCAUCUCAGACGACAAAGCUGGCCUUGAGGCUAUCCCAGAGUUGACCAUGCGGGUCCCAUUGACAUCCCCCAUGAAGAUCCCCAACUUCCAGGGUAUCGAUAUUGUUAUCGAUUUUAUCGGUGGGGAUACAGGGCUUCAGCUCUUAGGUGCCGUCAACUGCAGUAUCAUGGGAAUUAUCGACUACAUUCCGGCGUGGGGACCCCGUGGCCCUGAUCCGUUUGUUAUGCCGAGGGAGCUGGUGAUCAAGAAGAGCAUUAACAUCGUGGACCCGGCACUGGCAAGCUGGCGGCUGACCGGUACCGAGAUGAAGGAGACACUGGCGUUCGCAGUGCAUUUGAUGGCUACUUUGCCACGCAUGCCAUUUGAUAUCGUUUCGAAGCCCAUGUCUGAUGUGGACAAAGUUUGGAAUGAGGAGAAGUUCAAGACGUUGAAAAGUGUGCUCGUACUGGUGCCUUGA